Molecule: messenger RNA, 24383 nt
Organism: Podarcis lilfordi (Lilford's wall lizard)
Lineage: Eukaryota; Metazoa; Chordata; Lepidosauria; Squamata; Lacertidae
Source: the annotation of a GenBank genome assembly
AUGAAAGAGACGGAUCCUGCAAAGCUCGUAAGGAUGGAAGGGGGAAGAUGGACGGUUGACCUGGUCAGGUUGUCUCCUGCAUCCCUUUGCACAACCUCUGAGCAUUCCCUCCCAGGGACCUCCGAGAGAUCUGGUGAGUUCCAGGGGAGGGGAGAUGGUGACAUGGAUGGAUGGAGCCAUAGAGGUAUUGGGGCUUGCUCAGGGGGGCACCAUUUUUGGGCUCCUCCACCUGCCUGCCUGCGCCUUUGUCACCUGCAGGCAAUUUGAGUUACGAAUACAUCACCGCUCUCCGACCACUGUGAUGUAUUGGCAGCUCAAAAUGUCUAAAACCAGCACCGUGAAUGAAUGCUCUACCCAUGUCAGACAACUUACCGAUCCUUCAGGCAGCACUGGAAGCCAUGACUCUUGAAAGUAACCUGAUCCUGGGCUUCUGAUUUGUCUGCAAAGGGAAAUGGCAAGGUGGUGUGAGUCGUCCGUCUAAAAGACGACCGUUACCGGGGCUUUUGAGCAGUGGAAGUGAGUGCCAGGGUUAGACCCCCCCCCAAAGUGCCCUACAGGUAGUGGGGUGUCGAGGGGACCAGCCGGGCGUGAAGAGGCUUGACGCGAUUGCCGGAGCCCCAACACUGCAUCAGCAGCGAGUGGGGGGGGGGGUAUGUGAGACAGUGGCUUGAGCCUGCCCAUGGCUCCAUCGCAGCUCAGAAACCAGAAACCAGAAAUCGCCACCUGAGGCAGAAGACUUUCAAAGGAAAAAAGGUAUUGCCAACAACAAUGGACUUUUCAAAAUAAAAAGAAUUGGAUUUAAUUUAGAUUUGUCAAAGACGGAAUCUAAACAGGAAAUCAACUUCCGUAUUUUGAAGGGAAGAUUUUGAAGUCCAGACUUGUGAAUGGGAAAAAAACCUUUGGGGACACAUCAGUCUUAAGAUAUUUUUUAAACUGCACUUUGUUACUUUGCUACUUAUUAACACUAUGUACUCUGGAUACAAGAAGAAGCUGUAGCUCUUUGUUCUUUGAUUCCUUAAAAGGAAGAUACAGGAAGUGAUUGGAGUACUCUGUUUUUCUGAAUGGGGAUGCAGAUUUUAUGAAUGAAAGCAUUGAAAGGCUUGAAAACAUUGCAAAUUCUUUUUUUAAAAAACCCUCUAAAAAGGACCCUGGAUCUUGGCAAGUCCUACCAAAGCUUGGCAGGAGGACACUUUUCCAUAACUGGGAGGCACCGUAUUUUUCGCUCUAUAGGACACACCUUUUCCCUUCUAAAAAGUAAGGGAAAAUGUGUGUGCGUCUUAUGGAGCGAAUGCAGGCUGCGCUGCUAAGCCCAAAGCCAGAACAGGGAGAUGCAGCGCUGCGCAGCGCUUCGUCUUGCUGUUCUAGCUUGGGAAUGGCUGCGCAGAGCCUCUGCCUUCAGCCUCUGACUUCACCCUGCUGUCCUGCGGAAGCUUCAAAGGCUGUCCCUCAAGCCAGAACAGCAUGAGGCUAUCCCAGAAGCCAGAUCCCUUUUGCUGUUCUGGCUUUUGGGGUUCAGAAUUUUUUUCUUCUUGUCCCCCCCCCCCCAAACUAGGUGCGUCUUAUCGUCCGGUGCGUCCUAUAGAGCGGACAAUACGGUAAUCCCAGGGAGGGGAAGUGCCUGGUAAGAGCUGGAGUAGGAGAAAGGGGGGGGCGGGAUUUCUUUUUAAAGACCAGGGCUUGUAUUGGAAUAAAAACUGAAUAAAAACUGAGAGAAAUAGCAUGUUUUGGAUUACAAUUACCAUUUUGAUUACAAAUCUCAUUUGGAUUAAAUACGUCUGGAAAAUAUUUGAACUCACAGUGUAAAUAUUUUGGAUUACAAGACACAUUGGAUUAUAAUAUAACUAGAAGUUUGGCAAGUGCUUAAUCAUCAUCAAGGAGACAAUGUAACAGUGAGUUUGAACAAUGGUAACUAUUAGACUUUUGUUGUGGCCUGCUUUUUUAUUCUUUUUUUUUGUAGGUUGUAUAUAAAGUUGAUAUUGCCCACUUUUCUCUCUCUCUCUUGGAUAUUGUGGAACUUUUAUAAUUCUGUAAGUUUGAAAGUGUUGUUACAGUUUGGUUUAAAAGGGUGUGGGAAUUGGAUUGGUGGGAGAACAGUUGUAUACAAGGCAAGAGUGAGAAAAAGACAGGAGGGCUGAAGGAAGUAUCAAACCUGACAUCAAUUCUAAGAGGAGCAGGAAUAAAUUAUAAAUGGGAAUUCCCGGAGGGAGUUUCCUUUACUUAUAGGAGAAAGAGAUUCAGAUCAAUGUCAGAGAGUCAGGUACAGGAAUUUCUGGAUAAACAUGGCAAAGACAUAGCUCGGGGAGAGACUUCAGAACCCCCUAUGAGAUGCAAAGAGAGGAACUGGAAAAGACUGAAAGAACAGGGCAAAAAAGCAAAUCUUUUUUAAAUGAAUCAGAUCAUCACAAAUCUUAAAUUACUAACCUGGCAUGUCAAUGGCCUUAACAAUUAUAUUAAAAGGAACAGGGUGUGGCAUGAGGUUUUAAAAUGGAAUUUGCAUAUAAUUUGCCUACAGGAGACUCAUGUUGCAAGAAGGGUGAGAAAAUCUUGAAUAAUAAGAAUUAGGCAGCCAAUUUAUUGCAUCAGAUGUUUCCAAAAAUUGUGGAAUUGUUUUGUACAUAAAACCUGCACUUGAACCACAAUUAAUUCAAAAGGAUGAGAAUGGGAGAAAAUUAAUGGUACAAAUUAAAGUUGAGGGAGGAAAACAUAAUUUUGGUAGGGAUAUAUGCACCAAAUGAAAAUAAAUUUUAAAAAUUCAGGAUUUAGAAACAGAAUUGCUAGAAUUUGCAGAUGAGAAAAUAAUAGUGAUGGGAGAUCUUAAUGGAGUCCCAUCACUAGAGAAAGACAGAACGAGAGCUUCCGGUUGAUCGCGGGAGCGAGCACAAGCGGGAUUCUUCUCUCUAGAGAGAAUUCAACUUUGGGGAGAAAAAAGGGGGUGCUGCACGGGCGCCGUAGCCCCCAAAAUAUCCCCGGAAGGAGAUCCGGGGAGCAGGUUCCUGGCACAGCCAAUUGCGAUUCCCUCGGCCGUCAGGUAACCUCUUUUUAGAGGCGAAGAGAAUGACGAGAUAGAAAGGCAGGCAGCGGGAAGCCAUUUUCUAUCCUCCGAAAGCGCAGCCCCAAGCUUGUACGCAGAAGUGAUCGACUCUCAAACAUUAAGAAAACCGAAUUUAAUUGGAUUAUAAAAUUAACGGAUGGUGAUUGGGAACAAUUCGGAACGGGCGAGGUGGAAAAAAGGAGGUCAGCCUUGUCUGGAAUUCUAAGUACACGCAAGGAGUAUCUACAGAACGGAAAAGAGAACUGUGAGUUAAUUCAAACGGACUUUAUUUUGGUGGUUAGAACUUUUUUAACAGAUAUCUAUUUAACUUAAAGAAGUUGGAAUCUAGUUAAAAAAACUUUUGUUUUUCAGUCUUUUUGGUGAACUUUUGGAAAUCGGGGGAAAGGGACCUUUGUUAUUUUUACUUUCGAUUUUAAAGAUCUGCGCAGCAGACGGCGUUAAGGAGUUGAUUGAAAGAAUGCAGCAACAAACAGGUAUAGAAGUGGUCAAGAAAGUGAAAUAUUUAGGAAUUUGGUUAACUCCCAAAAAUAAUGAUCUGUUUCAAAAUAAUUAUAUACCAAUGUGGGAUAAAAUUAAGAGAGACCUAGAGGCGUGGGGGAGGAUGAAGUUAUCAUUUUGGGGAAGAAUUUCAACGAUAAAGAUGAGUGUGUUGCCGAAGAUGUUAUUUUUAUUUCAGACAAUUCCGAUAAUUAAAGGGACAGCGAUAUUUAAAGAAUGGCAAAGGAUAAUUUUGAGGUAUAUCUGGCAGGGUAAGAAGCCGAGAAUACAAUUUAAGUUAUUAACAGAUGCGAAAGAAAGAGGAGGCUUCGCCUUGCCGGACUUGAAAUUAUACUAUGAAGCAUCAUGCCUCUGUUGGUUGAAAGAAUGGAUGAAAUUAGAAAAUACAGAACUGUUGGAUUUUGAAGGAUUUGAUAACAGAUUUGGUUGGCAUGCAUAUUUAUGGUAUGAUAAGAAAAAAGUUCAUAAAGGAUUUGAAAACCACAUCUUUCGAAGAUCUCUCACAGAAGUUUGGGAUAGGUAUAAAAACCUAUUGGAACAAAAAAUACCACAUUGGUUGUCUUCGUUGGAGGUGAUGAGUGUGAGGAAAAUCAAUAUGAGUGGGAGGUGGAUAACAUAUGGGAAUUUAAUAAUUAAAGAAGGAGGUAAAUGGAAAUGGAAAUCAUAUGAUGAAGUAAAAGAGUAUGUUAAUGAUUGGUUGCAUUAUUUUCAGGUUAAUGAAAUGUUUAAAAAAGAUGUUAGAGAAAAAGGUUUUGCUGAAAAAGAAUCAAAGUUUCAACAAGAAAUACUGAAUAAUGACUCAAAAAUUUUGUCCAAAAUGUAUAAAUUGCUGCUUGAAUGGUAUACAAAGGAUGAGGAGGUUAAAUCAGUUAUGAUUCAUUGGGCCAAAGAUUUUGGAUAUAAUAUACAAUUAAAUGAUUGGAUAAAAUUGUGGAAUGAAGGAUUAAAAUUUACUGCUUGUACUGCAUUAAAAGAAAAUGUGAUGAAAAUGAUAUAUAGAUGGUACAUCACACCAGUAAAGCUAGCAAAAAUGUAUAAAAUAAGUAAUAAAUGUUGGAAAUGUAAGGAAAAGGAGGGAACAUUCUAUCAUAUGUUGUGGGAGUGUAAAAAGGUAAAAUGUUUCUGGGAGAUGAUAUAUAAUGAGAUGAAAAAAAUGUUGAAAUAUACAUUCAUAAAGAAGCCAGAAGCAUUUCUUUCAGGAAUAAUCAGAAAUGAAAUUAAUAAGAAAGAAUGGAAGUUGUUUUUAUAUGCAGUAACAGCAGCAAGAAUACUAUUGGCCCAAAAUUGGAAACAAGAAAAACUACCUACAAUUGAAGAGUAGAGAAUUAAGCUAAUGGACUAUGCAGAACUUGAUAAAUUAACAGGAAGGAUCUGGAACCGGCGGGACCUGAAGUUCACUGAGGACUGGAUUAAAUUUAUAGAUUAUAUGAAAAGUAUAUGUGAUGAUCAGACAACGUUUGUAAGUUUACAGGAAGCUCUGUGAAGAAUUAAGAGCAGAAAUAUUGUAAAAAAGAAAAAGAUAGGAUAUGUUAUUAUCGUAAGGCAAUAUUAAAUAGGGAACGCGUAAGAAGUGAUUAAGACAGAGGAUUAUCAGAGGAGCUGAUGGAAGUCCAAAAAGAUUGUGUUGGUGAUAAAGUGGAUGUCUUUUUUAUAAGUUUGUAUUGGAAAAAUUAAUAAAAAAAUAUUUUUAAAAAAAGAAAGAAAAAAAAGAGAGAAAGACAGAACGAUCAGGAAGAAAGACACGAAAGAAGGUAGACUUCCCAAAACUUUUUUUGAAAUGACAGAAAAUGUAAAAUUGAUAGAUAUUUGGAGAAUUAAACAUCCAUUUGAAAAACAGUUAACUUUUUUCUCUCAUGUUUAUGGAAGCAGCGCCCGACUUGAUGCGGUUUGGGUCUCUAAGGAAUUAGAGUCAGUGUUCGGUAGAUUUAUUGCUUUAUUGUUCAGCGCCCAGCCACGCUUCCCCUGCGAGCCUCUGCAGCCUCUGUUUACGCAGUGUGGCUUUUGAGUGGUCGUAAAGCAAUUAGCAGAAUUACACAGCGCCUGCGUCGAAAGGGCAGUAAAAAAAGUCCCACACGUUUCUUCUCUCCUAAUAUCCCUUUAUUUGCUCAGAAGUAGUGUGUUUACAAUUCAUAAUAGCCAUCAGAUUCAAGCUGCAUUUUCUCUGCGUCCUUCUCUCUCAGUGCAGCGACUGAACAACCUGCUUUCGCUUUUCCACUCGGCUCACAGCAUUCCAAGCUGCUUUCGUCACGUCCUGGCGUACUUCCCUUGUACGCGCCUCCUCUCAGGCUUGAGGCACAGAAGGUUAACCCUUCACUACACCCAACACCCCCUCUUGUCUCGCGCCUGAGGGGAGAAUCGACCCUUGGUCGUCCCAAACCCAGACCUUCGCAAAACUCCCCAUGUCUUUGGAAGGAGAGUGGCUUCGUGAACCCAUCAGCUAGGUUCUUGGCAGAGGGACAAUACUUCAACGCAACUAAUCCCUCCUGAACACUCUGGCACACAUUCCAAAAGCGAAUGUCUAGGUGUUUAGUUCUAGCCUUGAACUGACCUGACUCUGCCAAACGCAGGCAUGGUUGAUUGUCCUCGAAAACACGUAUCGGUUGACAAUCCACUUCGCAGAGUUCCUGCACUAAGCAAGCAUAGGACUCUACUUCUCUGCACACCUCUGAAAGAGCACUAAACUCAGCCUUAGUGGAUGAGAGCGCUAUAAGACUUUGCUUCUUGGACCUCCAUCCAACUACUGAGUUCCCAAACUUCACCACUAGGCCAGACACAGACUUGCGAUCCUCAAGAUUAGCCCAAUCUGAGUCCACAAAGCAAGUCAGUUUGACUUCUCCUUGUGCUGGUAACCUAAGACAAAAGUCUUUGGUCUCCUGCAAAUACCUCAGAACUCUCUUGAUGCCAUUCCAGGCUUGCACACUAGGGUUUGAAGCUUCCCUGCUGAGCAGAUUGACAGCAAACGCUAUAUCAGGUCUGCUCCACUGGGACAAGUACAACAAACUCCCUAGGGCUGACUGAAACACUUCAGUAUUUUCGAACGCCGCGCGUUCUACUUGCUGGCUGUCCUUCACAAAACUAGUCUCCAUAGGACUUCUCACUCCUACACAAUCACUCAUCCUCAGUUUCUGAAGCAGUUGCUCAAUUUUGCCUCUCUGGCUGAGCAAGAAGCUUCCAUCCUGUGCUCGGUCAACACUGACACCUAGAUAGGUUUUGACAGCACCAAGCUGUUUGAGCUUGAAUCGUUUACCUAGCUCUUUGGCAAACUUCUCCGCCUGUUCAUCUGUCUCUGAGAAAAACAACAAGUCAUCAACCCAAAUCUGCAAAUACUCUUGUGUUGCCCCUGAUCCUCUCAAAUAAAAACAACUAUCAGCAACACUUCUUCUGAAACCUAGCUCUUCUAAGGCUUCAUUCAGGCACAUGUUCCAGUUUCUAGCAGAUUGACGCAAUCCAUAGAUGGAUUUGUGCAAUCUCCACACAACACCCUGCCUCAAGUUCUCAAACCCCGGAGGAGGAAGCAUGUACAACUCCUCCUGGAGAUCUGAGUUAAGGUACGCAACAUCCACAUCAAAGUGGUUUACCUUCCAGCCUCUCUGUGCUGCACAAGCUAAAAGCGUUCUCAGAGUCUCCGCUCAUGACGUUGGUGAAUACACCUCUGUGAAGUGUAUUCCCUUUCUCUGAGUGAAUCCUCGAGCAACUAACCUGGCUUUAUACUGUGGCUCUCCAGCGUCAGUGGGUUUCAAGCGGUACACCCACCUGCAACUCACAGCCUGCUUGCCCGGUGGCAACUCUGAGUGAGAACACACCUAGAUCUUUCAUGGACUUCAUCUCUUUGUCCAUUGCUCUGUGCCACUUGCCUGCUUCAUCCUCAGGUAAACUCUGAAUAUCCUUGAAGGAUUCAGGUUCACAUCUGGCUGAACCUACCCAGACGCUUGAAGCGUCGUACCGAUCAGGAGGCCUCCUUGUCCUCGCUGAUCUCCUCAGUGUGAAUCCUGGUGACCCUGCUGCUUCACUGGGUCCAGCUAAAUCCUCCUCAACUUCAGUGUCUUCCCCCUCUGACCUGCUGCGCCUCUUGGGCCUUACAGCUGGUCCAGCAGGUGAAGAAGGCUCACUCUUUGGCUCAAACUUGACACUUGCCUGAGGAGGUGUUCUAGGUUCCCCCCCUGAGGGAUCCUGAGCUGUCCCUGCCAUGGACUCUGUCCCUGUGGUGGACCCUGUUGCUCUGGACCAUGGUCCCCAGCAACAGGUUCCUCUUCCUCAACAUCUGAGUCAUAGAACUGCUGUGGAAUCACGUCUGGAUUAGCGUGCAGACGUUUCCAACCGGCUUGCUCACAGAACUAGCGCUAUUGCUCAUAACCAACCUAGACUGGUUUCCACUUGGGUACGCAAACCGCCAGGCCUUUGAGCCAGGCCCAUACCCUACAAAGAUCAUUCUUUUAGAUCUUGGCUCACCUUUCUUGCGUAGAGCCUUUGGAAUAAGCACCCAAGCCUCACAACCAAACACACGGAGGUAGUGUACCUUGGGCUUCUUUCCAUGCAGUAAGAAAUACGGCGUAUUUCCUACACUAGAGUUGUACACGCUGUUCUGCGUAUGAACCACAAAUCUCCAAGCCUCCGACCAAUACUUUUGGGGUAGCCCUGCGUCCCACAGGAUUGCAGACACAGCUUCCUCCACCGUCCUGUUCCUUCUCUCUGCCAGCCCAUUCUGUUGCGGAGAGUAAGGAGCGGUCAAUCUGUGGCUAAUCCCCUUCUCCCUAAAGAAAUCCUGUAAAGCAGAACCAGUGAAUUCAGAACCUCUAUCACUUUGAAAACCAUGAACUUUGGUGGAAAAGGUUACCUCAACUGCGGUGAUCCAAUCCCUGAUCAUUUUAGCCGCCUCCCCUUUCGUUUUCAGAGAGAAGGUCCAAGCAGACCUCGUAAAAUCAUCAAUCAGAAGUAGAGAAUACUUUGAUCCUCCCAGUGACUCAACUGACAUGGGUCCACACAAAUCUGAAUGAAUUAAUUCAAAGGGUUGUGUGGUCUGCCUCUCUGACUUUGGAUAUGAGCAUGUCACAAUUUUCACCUGUUUACAUGCAUUGCAAUCUAAAAAUUUGUCACAAACAUUAAAUUUGCACCCUUGUGUCCGUUCUGGUGCUUUCUGAAGAUAUCUCCAAUUCAAAUGGGCGAAGCGUCCGUGCCAAAUAUGUGAACAACCAUGGUGAGGCGCCACAUUCACACAUUGGCCCAUCGCAUCUUCGGUGUCAUCCUCUCCUGUGGAAAAAGGCACAUUUACAGCAAACAAAUUAUCUUUAGACUGCACUGUGUACACGUGUUUCCCAUCCUUGGAAAACUCACAUUUGUCACCUGCAAAAGAGACAUGAAAACCAUCAACGAGUAGAUCAUGCACACUUAACAAACAGUUAGUUAAACCGGGCACUGCAUAAGCUUUGACUUCAUGCUUAAGAAAAGGACAGAAGAAAAAGCCUGUCUCUGUUAGUCUUUUUCUGCUUCCAUCCGCAAUCGUUACAAAUUUGUUUUUACUGUCCUGCAAUUCCUCAAAAGACCAGGAGAUGGCACCAACGAAUUUGUGGCACCAGAGUCUAUUAUUACAGUGAGAAAGUCUUGUUGUUGACAUUCCUGGGAAGCCAUGGCAACAAUUUCCUAACUACCCCCCUUCUUGGGGCUUCUGCAGAUGUUCUCUCUGGUUGUCACGGCAACAGACUCCCCCCGGCAGGAAGACUUGCCCACGCCCUUCACAGCUUCCGUAAAUGCAACUCUCUCAGUUGCCUUGGAGACCGGACUUGUCUCAGCGUUCCCACACAAAUCCGAAGCUCUUAUCUGUCUUUGCUGCAGGUGGCCAGCCUUGAAACCUCUAGCUCUUUUCAGCUUCCCAGGCUCCGACUCACGACGUAAACAACUCUUGGCAGCUUUUGGAGAAAGAGGCGUCUCUGAGCUUUCACUGCUCACUGCCCCCCACUGCUCAUGGGGCCCCCAGGACGUUUUCCUGCACCCCCUCUGGUGGGUAAAGGGCUCCCAACACUUGGCCUCCAGGCUCCUCACACAGACACGUUGCAGCAUCCAAACAGCUCCCAGACUCAGCAAAAGCACCAGCAGCAUUGCCAGCAACAGUCCCUUCGCCCCCCUGUGGGGGCUCCCAGCUGUGUAUCGGCUCUCAUGAAUGUGGCCAUCUUGCCUCUCCCUUUCAGAUGCAGCCACUUCUCGGCCCUUGCUUCCCACCCCAGCUCCACAAGCUUCUCGGAGUGCUAGCCAAGCGGCCUCUGGCCUUUUUGCACCCAGGACAACUGGCACCAGCUGAGCAUCCACAUUUUCUGCCAAAAAAGCAAGCACAUGCUUCUCAACUUCACUUUGCUCUGCAGCCCUCUUAGCCUCUGCUUUCCCAGCUGCAUUCUGUAGAGGCUGUACUAUGUCCCAAAGCUGCUCCCCCGCCAGCAAAAGCUCCACUGCAGCCAAUUUUGACUAGUCAGUUUCUGACACGGCAGUUUAAACUCAAAGCCAUGUCCAUGGGGCUGAGCCAUUGCCUCACUUCUGUUGGCCUUUGCAAGAGCAGCCGAUAAUACUCACUCUGCAGCCAAGCCGGGCACUCCGGACGACGUGGCUCCCAGCUCCCACUCUGUCAGCCUCCUCCGAUCUGCCCUCUUCUCUCUUUAAAGCCUUGGCAGUCGAUCAAGCUGACGUUCAGCCUUUUAGAGUCUUCCAAGCCCUUUCUCACACGCUUCACGUUGACCCAUAACCUUGUUUGGUAGAUUUAUUGCUUUAUUGUUCAGCGCCCAGCCACGCUUCUCCUGCGAGCCUCUGCAGCCUCUGUUUACGCAGUGUGGCUUUCGAGCGGUCGUAAAGCAAUUAGCAGAAUUACACAGCGUCUGCGUCGAAAGGGCAGUAAAAAAAGUCCCACACGUUUCUUCUGCCCUACUAUCCCUUUAUUUGCUCAAAAGUAGUGUGUUUACAAUUCAUAAUAGCCAUCAGAUUCAAGCUGCAUUUUCUCUGCGUCCUUCUCUCUCAGUGCAGCGACUGAACAACCUGCUUUCGCUUUUCCACUCAGCUCACAGCAUUCCAAGCUGCUUUCGUCACGUCCUGGCGUACUUCCCUUGUACGCGCCUCCUCUCAGGCUUGAGGCACAGAAGGUUAACCCUUCACUACACCCAACAGUCAAGAAUCAAAAAAAUUGAAAUAGAUCCAAGAAAAAUAUCAGACCAUGAUUCUAUAAUUAUGGAAAUACAGAAAGACACUCAGUCCACCUUUCGGUGGAGACGGAAUGAAUAAAUAUUAGAUGAUAAAGUCUUUCUGGAAAGGACAGAAAAGACAAUAAGUGAAUAUUUUGAACAAAAUUUGAAUAAUGAGACCAAACUCCAGUCUGGGACACUAGCAAAGUGGUGAUGAGAGGCCUAUUCAUUCAAAAAAAUUCAGCUAAAAAGAAGGUAAAAGAAGAAAAGGAAAGAUUUUACAUAAAAUAGCAGAAAAAGAAAAAGAAUUAAUAAAAGCAUUAGAUAAAGAAAUAGUAAAGCAGGAGAUAAAAUUAUUACAAUCACAAUAUUCAAUGGUAAUCAAUGAGGAAAUAGCAUGGAGAAAGAAGAAAAAAAUCCAUUCGUGAACGACUCUAGGGUUGCGGCACUCAUCUCGCUUUACUGGCCAAGGGAGCCGAUGUUUGUCCGCCGACAGUUUUUCCAGGUCAUGUGGCCAGCAUGACUAAACUUCUUCUGGCAAAACCAGAGCAGUGCACGGAGACGCCGUUUAUCUUCCUGCUGGAGCGGUAACCUUUUUAUCUACUUGCACUUUGACGUGCUUUCAAACUGAUAGGUUGGCAGGAGCAGGGACCGAGCAAUGGGAGCUCACCCCGUCGUGGGGAUUCAAACCACUGACCUUUCGAUCAGCAAGACCUAGGCUCAUUGGUUUGGACCACAGCGCCACCUGUGUCCUGAUAGGUCCUUGUAAAACCUUUAGGGGAAAAUCUAGCAGAGAGUCUGUGGGUUUUGAUAAACAAGAAAUGGCAAGUGGUGCUAUCUCAAAAUAGACUAGUUCUAUCAAGCUACCCUAAGCCUUUGGGGAUCUUGUCACAAGAGGAACAUAAAGCUUCUGGAGUUUUUGGAGAGUAUACAUGCCUGGUGUUCUUAAGAACACUACAGAUUUAGAACACGUGGAAGAUCUAUACUUGGAUGGCUUCCAUGCAAAAGCCUCAUGCAGUGUGCUUUUUGAAUCGCUGCUUGUAACAGCCUCAGUCUGCUUAAUGACACAGAAGGCCAAUGCAAGAAUAAUGGAAGCUAUUCAAAAUGCAAUGGGAAUACUGAAGCUCAAAAAGGAGAAUUACCAGGAAUGGGUGCAAUAUGCAGAAGCCCUGCUUCGCAAAGAGGGUCUUUUUAAUGUGAAGGUGCAAUUCACCAAGCGGAUGACCACACAAAUCUCCUGUUAAGGCUAUGGAACGGUUGUGUUUCACAGCUUGGAUGCAUCGAUACGUAACGUUCUUUUUGUGCCAGAUGUUGCACACAAUCUAUUGAGCGUCUCGCAGCUGACUGAACAGGACAUAGACGUUUCCUUCAAGAGGAGGAAGUGCACCAUCACCAAGAAAGAUGAUUAUAUAUUGCAUGCUGAUUGUGUUGAUCAUUUAUUUGUAUUGCAUUAUGAUGAUUCUGUUGAUGUUGUGCAGGGUGAAACUUGUUGUAUUGCAGAUACUAACAAGGUUUUGCAUGCAGGAUGUAUUCAUGAUUAUCAUAGGAAACUUUGUCAUUUAAACUUUGAGGCAGUUUCCAAAAUGCCUGCCUUAGUUGAAGGUAUGACUAUUAAACCCUGCAGGUACCACAUGAAGUGUAAGGCAUGCGCAGCAAACAAGGUCAAAAUGGCUGCAAAAGGUAAGGUAUCAAGUAGACAAGCUACAGAACCAUAUCAGGUAGUGCAUGCUGAUCUCGUUGGUCCACUAGCACCCUCUUUGGGUGGAGCCAAAUACUUUAUGGUCCUCAUUGAUUCAUAUUGCAUAAAUAUUCAUGUGUUAAUAAUAAUAAUAAAUUUUAUUUAUAUCCCGCCCUCCCCAGCCGAAGCCGGGCUCCGGGCGGAUAACAACAAUAAAACAGUACAACACAACACAACACUCAAUCUCAAGCAGAAAUCAGAAGCGUUUCCGAGGUUCAAGGAAUUCUGUGCUUGGUUGAAUAAUGUGCAUGGUAGACAAGUGAAGUGUUUGUUUACAGAUUGCGGGGGAGAAUUCACUUCUCAGCAGUUUGAAGCUUUUCUGACUGAGAAAGGAAUUCAACAUGACCUUUCAAGUCCACAGUCUCCUUGGAUGAAUGGACUUUGUGAAAGGGCAAUCCAAACUUUGCUUCAAGGCUUGGAAACCUUGCUGCAUGAUGCCAAUCUUCCAGAGAAUUAUUGGGCAGAAGCGCUCAGCUGUUUUGUUUAUUCUUUUAAUUGCAGAUUGUCAUCAAUGAUUGGUUGUACCCCCUAUGUUUGGCAAGAAACCAUACAUCAAGCACAUUUUUGGAUCUGACAUGUGGGUUCACACACCACAAAGCUCCAAGUUAGGCAAAUGUGGUUUGCAUUGUAUCUUUCUAGGAUAUCAGAAAGGUUUUUACAGAGUAACGAUGACUGACACUAAUAGUUAGACUUACUAGAAGUUUUGAGUACAAUGCCAAGUGGGGGGAGAAUGUGGGAAUUUUCCACUGUUAUCCUGAUGACACUGAAAAGUCUGAGGAUAAACAACAGCGAAACCCCACACCUACUGCUGAAGGUUCUGAAUCUGAGUCUGAGACUGACUCAGAUGAUUCAGAGGAUUUCAAGAGUGCUAAGGCCUCUCUGCGACCCUCUGAAGGCUCUGGCCGAGAAUUGGAGGAACCACUGUUCACUAUAGGCCACUUUUCUCCUAAGAAAGAAGAGGAAAGCGUUGAAGACUUACCUUUGAUUCGCAGGUCUGAAAGAGCCACAAAAGGUAAACCUCCAAAGAGAUUUGCUGAUGAAUGUGCUAAAGCAGCUAAAGCUGUAACUGCUGUUAAUAGCUCUGAGAAAGUUUUUGAACCUUCAAACUUCCAAGAGAUCCAUCUUUGGACUCAAAGAGUGCUGAGCCAUGGUUAACUGCCAUGAAGGCUGAGCUUGAUUCCUAAGAGAGGAACAAAACAUGGGAGCUAGUUCCGACAGUUCCAGGGAUGAAACUGCUUAAAACAAAUGGGUCUUCAAAGCAAAGGUAGACCAAAAUGGCAAGGUAGUCAGACACAAAGCCAGACUGGUUGCCAGGGGUUUUUCACAGAUACCAGGAGAAGACUAUCAGGAGACCUACUCACCCACCAUGAGAUAUGAGAGCAUUAGGCUUAUGCACAAACUUGCUGCAGAAGAGAAUCUACGGGUUUCUCAUCACAAUGCAAUUACAGCAUUUUUGUACUUAACCUUAGGUGAAUCACUUUAUAUGCUUCCACUUGAUGGCAUACGGGUAAAACAGGGACUUGUUUGUUCUCUGAAGAAGUCACUAUAUGGUCUCAAGCAAAGUGCACGAUGCUGGCACUCUAAACUCAUUGAAGUGUUGUUUUCUCUAGGUUUUCAGCAAAGUAAAGCUGAUCCAUGUGUAUUUGUCAAAGAGGAAGGGAAAAAGAAGCUGUAUUGCGUGUUUUAUGUUGUUGAUAUUAUUUUCUUUAGGAAGGAUGCCAAGAUAUACAACAACGCCCUAGCUCAACUGAAGGAGCACUUUGACAUGAAAGAUCUUGGUGAGGUAACCAACUACCUAUCUCUGGAAAUAGAGACCAAGAUGGUAAUAUUUUAGUACACCAGUCACAGAAAAUUGCUGAUGUGUUAAGCAAACUAAACCUGAUGGAUGCUAACCCUGUAGACACACCAAUGACAACAGGUUAUCAGGUAGAUGAUACUGAAGAAGUAUUUUCUGACACUACACUGUACAGAAGUAUGCUAGGCAAACUAAACUUCAUUGCCAGAUGUUCAAAACCUGACAGUGCAAUUAGCACUAAUUUGCUAAGCAGACAAUCCUGCUAAGGAUUGGAAAGCUCUGAAACGCAUAGUACUCUAUUUGAAAGGCACUGUGCGCUACAGACUGAGAUUUAACAAUAAAAAGUCUGGCAGUCUUGAGAUAUUUGCUAAUGUGAGUUUUGGAAGUGACACUAUAGACAGGAAAAGCACGUCUGGAGUUUGCUACACGUACAACCAGGGUCUAUUUGAUUGGUCGUGCAAGAAGCAAACACCAGUAAGCUUAAGUUCUUGUGAAGCUGAACUGAAUGCACUGUCUUAUUCACUUGUGGGUUGUGAAUGGUUGUUACAAUUGUGUAAAGACAUGAGAAUUCCUGUAAAGUGUGCAAUCCAGGUUUAUCAGGACAACAAAAUAAGUUUGGCUUUACUAACUUCUGAAGGUUGUAAGCAAAGCACGAAGCACUUGCAAUUGAAGCUGCAACAUGCUAGAGAAUGUGUUCAGAAAGGACUCGGAACAGUGUCCUACAUGCCAGGUAAUGAAAUUCCUGCUGAUUUAUUGUCCAAGGUUGUUCCGUGGGAUCAACACUGUACCUAGGUACAGAAAUUGGGUUUGUACUGAGAUUGUACUGACACACUGCUCAGUGGUGUUCACAGAAAGGGGGAGGAUGUUAGUUUUCUGUUUAUGCCACUGUGCAGUUUUUGGAGUCACAAGACUGUUUACAUUCCAGACUGUUGGAAGUCUCAAGGGAGAUGAGAGAUGGAUGUUGAUGUUACUGGUUUCCUGUUUCUUUGUCCCAGUUGGUUCUGUGCUCUCACAGAGAGAGGCUGUAUAUUAUUUUUUGUCUGUGUAGUUAGAAAUAAAACGUAGCAAUGUAGCUCAUAUCUUUCUCAUCCUGCUGCUGUUUGUACACUGCAUAAUGGGAACGUGCUUAGAGCCUCAUCAAAGGCUUAGGUCAUUAAUCACGUCAGAGGAGGAGAUUCCGAAGACUCGACCGGAGGAGUAGCUCAGUCGAACGGAGUUCCAACAGCGGAUACAGCCACAACAUUUGCCUGGCUUGUGAUGAGAGAGCUCAAAGAUUGUGAACAGGGCUCUCCAUACAAAGCACCUAGCAUGGGGGCACCUACAUGUAAUAUCUACUCUGCUCUUUUCUGCCCAUGCUCUGGGGUUGCAGUUUUCAGGCUUGGGGACAGGACGGUGACUGGUUUUUGUACCAAGUUCUGUCAAUUAUCCCCACUGAGUUCAAUGGGAUCUACUCUGAGGUCACCACUGUGCAGACCAUGCCAGGCUUGCAAGUGGGAUGAGGAGCAUACUGAAGAAAUUGGAAUCACUGGAGAUGUUUAGAAAUGGGGCUUCUCUUGAGAAGGGGCUGCCCCAUUUGUGCUUCUCCAGGGCAGGAGAAUAAGGCAAGAGAAUCCCUGCAGGGCCUCUGAGGCUCCCUUUGCUUCUUCCUCUCUCCCAGGACCCCGCAGCUUGUGGUGGCUUCUCGACUCCUCAGGAAGGAUGAAAGAGACUGAAUCUGUAAACCUAGCAAGGAUGGAAGGGGGAAGAUGGACGGUUGACCUGGUCAGGUUGUCUCCUGCAUCGCUUCGCACAACCUCUGAAUGUUCCCUCCCAGGGACCUCCGACAGAUCUGGUGAGUUCCAGGGGAGUGGAGAUGGGGAUAUGGAUGGAUAGAGCCAGAGAGGUAUUGGGGCUUGCUCAGGGGGGCACCAUUUCGGGCUUCUCCACCUGCCUGCCUGCGCCUUUGUCAUCUGCAGGCAAUUUGAGCUAGGAAUACAUCACAGCUCUCCGACCACUGCGAUGUAUUGGCAGCUCAAAAUGUCUAAACCCUGUCCCGUGAUUGAAUGUCAGACAACCAAUGUCAGACAACUUACUGAUCCAUUGGGCAGCACUAGAAGCCAUGACUCUUGAAAGUAACCUGAUCCUGCUUUGCAAAUUGACCACAGAUGGGGCCUCCGUGUGUUGCCUUUUUCUUUUCUUUUAGGACUAACUUUUUAUUUGCUUUUAAAAACAAGGAUCAUAGGACUAAUAUACAAAUAUGUAGGCGAAGUAUCUAUAACAUAUGGUUCACCAUUAGUGGUCAGUGUAUGAGUUCUGGGUUCAUGAAUUGGUUUAAAUUGAAAGAAAAAAAGGGAAACGGGAGAGAACAGAGAACAUUCAACAUUGCGUAGUCAGGAGCUCUUGUGGCCGUUGCGUUUAGAUUAAGUGUGAGUUAUAGUCACUUUCCCUCUUUUGUCACCAGUGAAACAAUACAGAGUUAGUCUGCUCUUGAACAUGGGAGGGAGGUUCAAAGUGAAGAAAGUGAUUUAGGUAUAAAUUAAAAUUUAGACCAACCAGAUUGAGAUAACUGCUGGUGGGGAGGGUGCAGGUGAAGACGUUGCUUUUUGUUUCAAAGACGAUUUGCUGGAUCUUGACCAGAGGGCUUUGCAUAAGGAAAUCAAGGAGGAGAAUUAUGGAGUCAAGGACCCUCUUGGUAACACUUCCUGUUGGAUCAUAAUACCUGUUUUGAAAUUAAGCAAGUAACUCCCCUUUGAAAUUCCAUACAUACAGUGGUGCCCCGCAAGACGAACGCCUCGCAAAACGAAAAACUCGCAAGAUGAAAGGUUUUUUCGUUUUCGAGUUGCUUCGCAAGACGAAUGUCCCUAUGGGCUUGCUUCGCAAGACGAAAACGUCUUGCAAGUUUGUUUCCUUUUCGUAAAACCGUUAAAACCCAGGGUGCAUUGCUUGAAGAGGUGCAGUUGCGACUUGACCUCGAGGAGCAACACAUUGCACGCGGUGUGGUGGCCUUUCUGAGCUUUUUAAAGAGUUUGCUGGAUUUUUGAAGCUUUUCCAAAACUUCUUCUGCAGCUGUUUGGUAAGUUGAACUUUUAAAACUUUUUUUGGGUGUUUGGGAUUUUGGGUUAGGGUGUUUAGAAUUCAAGGACUUGGUGUUGGGGAGAGGUUUGCAGGAAUCUGGGAGCGUGUGUGCUUUUUUUUGAAUUUUUAUGGUUUUCUGUAACCAUUGGGCCAUGUUUAUUUUUUAAAAAAAAAAAAAAUCUGGCUUUGAAUGUUUGAAUUUGUGUGUGCUGGGUGGAUGGGGUAACAGCUGGGGAGGUGUUUGCAAGAAUCUGGGAGCUUGUGUGCUUUUUUUUGAAUUUUUAUGAUUUUUUGUGACCAUUGGGCCAUGUUGUUUUUUUUUGAAAAAAGUUUCUGGGUUUUAAAUUUCUGUGUGCUGGGUGGAUGGGGGAACAGCUGGGGAGGUGUUUGCAAGAAUCUGGGAGCUUGUGUGCUUUUUUUUGAAUUUUUAUGAUUUUAUGUGACCAUUGGGCCAUGUUGUUUUUUUUUGAAAAAGUUUCUGGGUUUUAAAUUUCUGUGUGCUGGGUGGAUGGGGGAACAGCUGGGGAGGUGUUUGCAAGAAUCUGGGAGCGUGUGUGCUUUUUUUUGGAUUUUUAGGAAUGUUUGUGACCAUUGGGCCAGGUUGUUUUUUUUGAAAAAGUUUCUGGGUUUUAAAUUUCUGUGUGCUGGGUGGCUGGGGGAACAGCUGGGGAGGUGUUUGCAAGAAUCUGGGAGCUUGUGUGCUUUUUUUUGAAUUUUUAUGAUUUUUUGUGACCAUUGGGCCAUGUUGUUUUUUUUUUGAAAAAAGUUUCUGGGUUUUAAAUUUCUGUGUGCUGGGUGGAUGGGGGAACAGCUGGGGAGGGGUUUGCAAGAAUCUGGGAGCUUGUGUGCUUUUUUUUGAAUUUUUAUGAUUUUUGUGUGACCAUUGGGCCAUGUUGUUUUUUUUGAAAAAAGUUUCUGGGUUUUAAAUUUCUGUGUGCUGGGUGGAUGGGGGAACAGCUGGGGAGGGGUUUGCAAGAAUCUGGGAGCUUGUGUGUUUUUUUUUGAAUUUUUUUGAUUUUUUUGUGACCAUUGGGCCAUGUUGUUUUUUUUGAAAAAAGUUUCUGGGUUUUGAAUUUCUGUGUGCUGGAUGGAUGGGGGAACAGCUGGGGAGGGGUUUGCAAGAAUCUGGGAGCUUGUGUGCUUUUUUUUGAAUUUUUAUGGUUUUCUGUAACCAUUGGGCCAUGUUGUUUUUUUUUGAAAAAAGUUUCUGGGUUUUGAAUUUCUGUGUGCUGGGUGGCUGGGGGAACAGCUGGGGAGGGGUUUGCAAGAAUCUGGGAGCUUGUGUGCUUUUUUUUGAAUUUUUAUGGUUUUCUGUAACCAUUGGGCCAUGUUGUUUUUUUUGAAAAAGUUUCUGGGUUUUGAAUUUCUGUGUGCUGGGUGGCUGGGGGAACAGUUGAGGAGGGGUUUGCAGGAAUCUGGGAGCUUGUGUGCUUUUUUGAAUUUUUAUGGUUUUCUGUAACCAUUGGGCCAUGUUGUUUUUUUUGAAAAAUUUUCUGGGUUUUGAAUUUCUGUGUGCUGGGUGGCUGGGGGAACAGUUGAGGAGGGGUUUGCAACAGUUGGGGAGGGGUUUGCAACAGUUGGGGAGGGGCUGGGGGAACAGUUGAGGUUUUUGAAGACUUUGGUGAUUUUUAAAGCUUUCCCAAAAUUUUUUUUUUGCAGCCAUUUGAGGAUUUUGAAGACUUUGGUGAUUUGCAGCCAUUUCGUAAGUUAAACUUUUUUUGGGGUUUUUGGAUUUUGGGUUGGGUGUUUGGAAUUCAAGGACUUGGUUGUGGGUUUGAAUUGCUGAUUUUUUUUUCUUUUUCUGAGUUUUACAAAGGUAACAGCUGUGCUGCCAUGGGACCCAAGAAGACUGCUGCUGCUGCGGAGGCCGGCGAGAGGAAGAAGGAGAAGGUGACGCUGGAGAUGAAGAAGGAGAUCAUCCGGAAGCACGACGGUGGAAUGCGUGUGACGGACCUCGCCAGGGAGUACGGCAGGAACCCAUCGACCAUCGGGACCAUCCUGAAGAUGAGGGAGAAGAUCCUUGCGACUGAUGCAGCCAAGGGAGUCACCAGGAUCGUGAAGAACCGCCCAGCUGUUCUGGAGGAGGUCGAGAAGUUGCUCCUCAUCUGGAUAGAAGAGAAGCAGCGUGCAGGGGACACAGUGACUGAGGCCGUGAUUUGUGAGAAGGCCAAGGCCUUGCACGCAGACCUCAUCCGGGAACAGCCAGGAACCUCGGCCGAGCCAGAAGUCUUCAAGGCAAGCAGAGGCUGGUUUGACCGGUUCAAGGCAAGAUCCGGAAUCCACAGCGUGGUCAGGCAUGGAGAGGCUGCCAGUUCUGAUGUUCCUGCGGCUGAAGACUUUGCCUUGGAGUUCCUGGAGGUUGUGAAGACGGAGGGCUACGUUCCACAGCAGGUCUUCAACUGCGACGAGACCGGGCUGUUUUGGAAGAGGAUGCCCAAAAGGACUUUCAUCACUCAGGAGGAGGCCAAGUUGCCUGGCCACAAGCCCAUGAAGGACCGUCUGACCCUGCUCUUCUGUGCCAACGCAAGCGGCGACCUGAAGAUCAAGCCCCUGCUGGUGUACCACUCGGAGAACCCACGGGCCUUCAAGAAACACAAGGUCGACAAGGAGCGGCUGAGUGUCAUGUGGCGAUCCAACAGCAAGGCUUGGGUCACACGUGUGCUGUUUGUGGACUGGGUCAAUCUUGCCUUUGGCCCUGCUGUCAAACAGUACCUGCUGGACAACGACCUGCCGCUGAAGGCUUUGCUUCUGAUGGACAAUGCUCCUGCUCAUCCUAAAGGCCUUGAGGUGGACUUGUUGGAGGAGUUCAGCUUCAUCAACAUCAUGUUCCUGCCGCCUAACACCACGCCACUGCUCCAGCCGAUGGAUCAGCAGGUCAUCGCCAAUUUCAAGAAACUCUACACCAAGGAGCUUUUCAGGCGAUGCUUCGAGGUGACUGAUUGCACCACCAUCACCCUGCGGGAAUUCUGGAAGGACCACUUCGACAUCGUCACCUGCUUGAAGAUGAUCACCACGGCCUGGAAGGGGAUCAGCCAGAGGAAUUUGAAUUGCGCUUGGCGCAGCCUGUGGCCGGACUGUGUGGCACCAAGUGACUCUGAUGCACCAGAGUCGACAGUGGUGCAGGACAUUGUUGCCUUGGGGAGGACCUUGGGCCUGGAGGUCACAGAGGAGGACGUUUGCGAGCUGGUGGAGGAGCACGACGACGAGCUGACCACCCAGGAGCUGGUUGCACUGCAGUCAGAGGUUGCGCAGGAGCAGGCCUCGCUGGAAGAGGAGGAAGCAACUGAGGAACGGCUGUCCUCCAAAGAACUGAGGGACAUUUGCCAGAAGUGGAAUGAGGUGCAGGCUUUUGCAGAGCGGCACCACCCUGACAAGCACGUGGCACAUGACCAAGCGAACAUUUUUGAUACGACGGUCAUGUCGCCUCUCAGGGAGCUGCUGAAACGGCGGAUGAAGCAGCAGACCAUGGACAGGUUCCUCAGCAAGAAGCAAAGAGUGGAAGAGGAACCUUCUUCGAGUGGUCCCCCAGAGUCUUAGAAAAUGUAAUGUACCCUUUUUUGAUUUUUAAAUGUUUUUCCUGUCAUGUUUAGAAACUUAAUUUAUUGUUCCUUCAAUUUUUUAUAUGAUCUUUAAAGUAUGUGUGACUUUAAAGAGCAGUUAAUAAACUCUUGUUGUACCGAAUUUGGCUUUGAUUGGACUUUUUUUGACCAUAGGAACGCAUUAAUUGAUUUUCAAUGCAUUCCUAUGGGAAUUCGUGCUUCGCAAGACGAAAAAUUCGCUAGACGAAAAAACUCGCGGAACGAAUUAAUUUCGUCUUGCGAGGCACCACUGUACCUCUAUGUGAUGAACCUCUACUAUUUGGAUGGAGACCAAGAGCAUUUGGGAUUCUAACAUCCCCACUGUGAAUCCUGAAUGGAGGGAUAUCCACUGUUUUCUCUGCAAUUUUUUUCCUUCUAGUCAUGCCUUUUAAAGCAAUGACCAGGUUGUCUGAACUGGCCAGGCCUUCUUAAAUGUCAGCCUCAGAGCUUAAAGGGAAAUUGGAGAUGGAGUGGAUUCCAGGAUUGAGCCAACCAAAAUCUAUCCCAGAUAAAAACCAAGCAAUAUGCCAGUUAGUACCAGCCAAUAGUGAAAACUAUAGUAAGGCCUCACAUCCAGCUCGCUUCAGUUCCUCCUCCAUCACAAACAUUCAUUAACUUUGUUCUUACUGAGGCUCUAAUUAGCUUCUCUCUUCAUUGCAGAUGGUGAUGAAUUGGAAGGAAAGAACAAGGGGAACCACAACAGAAUCCACAUAGCGGAGAAGUCAAAUAAAUAUACAAAGUGUGGAGAGAACAUCUGCCAGAGCCCCCAGUCCACCUCACAUAAAGGAAAGAGCUUUGUUCGGAGGGAUAGAAUCUCUUCACAUGAAAGAACUAACAGCGGAAAGAAAUUGUAUCAGUGCAGAGAAUGUGGGAAGAGCUUCAAUCACCGUCAGGCGCUCACUUGCCAUCAAAGAAUUCAUACAGGGGAGAAACCCUAUCAAUGCUUGGAAUGUGGAAAUACCUUCCGUCGGAAGGGACAUCUCACUUCCCAUCAAAGAAUUCAUACAGGGGAGAAACCCUAUGAGUGCUUGAAGUGUGGAAAGAGCUUCAGUCGGAAGGAUGGUCUCACUUCCCAUCAAAGAAUUCAUACAGGGGAGAAACCCUUUCAAUGCCUUGUGUGUGGAAAGAGCUUUCGUCACAGUGCCAGUUUUACUUCCCAUCAAGGAAUUCAUAAAGGGGAGAAGCUCUAUCAAUGCUUAGAAUGUGGAAAGAGCUUUAAUCGGAAGGAUGGUCUCAGUAUCCAUCAACGUAUUCAUACAGGAGAGAAACCUUUUCAAUGCCUUGUGUGUGGAAAGAACUUUCGACACAGUUCCAGUCUCACUUCCCAUCAAGGAAUUCAUACAGGGGAGAAACCCUAUCAGUGCUUAGAAUGCGGAAAGAGCUUCAGUCAAAGUUCCGCUCUAACUAUGCAUCAUAGAGUUCAUACACGGGAGAAACCCUAUCAGUGCUUGAAAUGUGGGAAGAGCUUCAGUCACAGAGAGAGUCUCACUUGCCAUCAAAGAAUUCAUACAGGGGAGAAACCCUAUCAGUGCUUGGAAUGUGGAAAGAGCUUUAGUCAAAAUGCACAUCUCACUUCCCAUCAAAUAAUUCAUACAGGGGAGAAACCCUAUCAUUGUUUGGAAUGUGGAAAGAGCUUUCGUCAGAGAGGUGCUCUCACUUUACAUCAAAGAGUCCAUACAGGGGAGAAGCCCUAUCAGUGUUUGGAAUGUGGAAAGAGCUUUCGUCAGAGAGGUGGUCUCACUUUACAUCAAAGAGUCCAUACAGGGGAGAAGCCCUAUCAGUGCUUGGAAUGUGGAAAGAGCUUUUGUCAGAGGGAGCAGCUCACUUCCCAUCACAGAAGUCAUACAGGGGAGAAACCAUAUCCAUGCCUGGAAUGUGGAAAGAGCUUCAGUCACAGCCACAAUCUCACUUCCCACAAAAGAAUUCAUACAGGGGAGAAACCCUAUCAGUGCUUUGAAUGUGGAAAGAGCUUUCGUCAGAGAGGUGGUCUCACUUCCCAUCAAAGAAUUCAUACAGGGGAGAAACCCUAUCAAUGCUUAAAAUGUGGGAAGAGCUUCAGUCUCAGGCACAGUCUCACUUUGCACCAAAGAAUUCACACAGGAAGGAAACCCUAUCAGUGCUUGGAAUGUGGAAAGAGCUUCAGUCAAAGUUCCGCUCUAACUAUGCAUCAUAGAAUUCAUACAGGGGAGAAACCAUAUAAGUGUUUGGAAUGUGGAAAGAGCUUCCGGGAGGGGGCCAAGCUCACUUCCCAUCAAAGAAUUCAUACAGGGGAUAAACCUUUUCAAUGCCGUAAGUGUGGAAAGAGGUUUCGUCACAGUUCCAAUCUCACUUGCCAUCAAAGAAUCCACACAGGGGAGAAACUUUUUCAAUGCCAUGAGUGUGGUAAGAGCUUUGGUCACCAUUCCUAUCUCAUCACCCAUCAGAGAACUCAUACAGGUCAGAAACCAUAUCAGUGCUUUGAAUGUGGGAAAAACUUCAGUCAAAGCACCCAUCUCACGACCCAUCAAAGAAUUCAUACAGGGGAGAAACCCUAUCAGUGCUUGGAAUGCAGAAAGAGCUUCAGUCAUAGUUCUGCUCUAACUAUGCAUCAUAGAAUUCAUACACGGGAGAAACCCUAUAAGUGCUUGAAAUGUGGGAAGAGCUUCAGUCACAGAAAGAGUCUUACUUGCCAUCAAAGAAGUCAUACAGGGGAAACCGUAUAGGUGCUUGGAAUGUGGAAAGUGCUUUAGUCAAAAUGCACAUCUCACUUCCCAUCAAAGAAUUCAUACAGGGGAGAAACCCUAUCAGUGCCUGGAAUGUGGAAAGAGCUUUCGUCAGAGAAGUGCUCUCACUUUACAUCAAAGAGUCCAUACAGGGGAGAAACCCUAUCAGUGCUUUGAAUGUGGAAAGAGCUUUCGUCAGAGAGGUGAUCUCACUUCCCAUCAAAGAGUCCAUACAGGGGAGAAACCAUAUCAGUGCUUGGAAUGUGGAAAAAGCUUCAGUAAGAGGAUACAGCUUACUUCCCAUUGCAGAAUUCAUACAGGGGAGAAACCAUAUCCAUGCCUGGAAUGUGGGAAGAGCUUCAGUUACAGGCAGAUUCUUACUUUGCAUCAAAAAGUUCAUAUAGGGAGAAACCCUAUCAAUGCUUUGAAUGUGGAAAGUGCUUCAGCCAGGGGAUCCAUCUCACUUCCCAUCAAAGAAUUCAUACAGGGAGAAACCAUAUGAAUGCUUAAAAUGUGGGAAGAGCUUCAGUCUCAGGCACAGUCUCACUUCGCACCAAAGAAUUCAUACAGGAAGGAAACCCUAUCAGUGCUUGGAAUGUGGAAAGAGCUUCCGUCAAAGUUCCCAUCUCACUUCCCAUAACAGAAUUCAUAAAGGGGAGAAACCCUAUCAGUGCUUGGUAUGUGGAAAGAGCUUCCGGGAGGGGACCAAGCUCACUUCCCAUCAAAGAAUUCAUACAGAGGGAAAACCAAAAAGGAAAAAUAAUAACGCAAACAUUAUUGAACAACCCUUACAAAACACAUUUGUAUAG